AUGGAAUACAGGCAUCUCGGACGUACCGGCCUUAAGGUCUCUGUUAUCAGUUUGGGAGGUUGGGUCACCUACGGUGGCCAUGUUGGUAAUGAGCUCGCCGAACAAUGCAUGAAGGCCGCCUACGAUGCUGGCAUCAACUUUUUCGACACCGCCGAGGCCUACGCCCGUGGUGAUUCCGAACGUGUCAUGGGCGAAGUAAUCAAGAAGUUCCAAUGGCCUCGCUGCGAUCUCGUCAUAUCUACAAAGAUCAACUGGGGCAGUCAUAAUGCCUCAAGCACCGAAAAGGCACAGAACUGCGUGGGCCUAUCACGGAAGCACGUUGUUGAGGGAUUGAAGGCUUCACUGGAGCGACUGCAGCUCGAGUAUGUCGACGUUGUGUACGCCCACCGACCGGACCGGGACACCCCCAUGGAGGAGGUAGUCAGAGGCUUCAACCACGUUAUCGAGAGGGGCUGGGCGUUCUACUGGGGAACAAGCGAGUGGACGUCAGAGGAGAUUGCGGAUGCGUGGAGGAUUGCGGACAAGCUAAACAUGAUUGGGCCAGUGGUCGAACAACCCCAGUACAAUCUUCUUACUCGUGACAAGGUCGAGAAGCAGUUUGCCCCUUUGUACGAAAAGCACGGACUUGGGAUUACGUGCUUCUCCCCCCUGAAGAUCGGUGUUCUCACUGGAAAAUACAACGAGUUCAAGAUCCCUGAGGGCUCUCGUCUCGCCACUGCCACCGACCCUUUCACUACUUCCGUUAGAGCCAAGUUCGAUAGCGACGAGGAGAUGAAGAAGAACAUCCAAGCUGCAAGGGACCUGAAGCCCAUUGCCGACGAACUCGGAAUCACCCAGGGACAGUUGGCACUUGCUUGGGUCAUCAAGAACCCCAGGCUCUCAAGCGCAAUCAUCGGCGCCAGCAAGCCGGAACAGAUAACGGAGAAUGUCGAGGCGCUCAAGCAUCUGGAUAAGCUGACGCCUGAGGUCAUGGAGCGGAUCGAGGCUGUGGUCAAGAACAAGCCUGUCCUUGAGCCCAGACGCUUCACUUAG
Molecule: messenger RNA, 1032 nt
Organism: Morchella importuna
Lineage: Eukaryota; Fungi; Ascomycota; Pezizomycetes; Pezizales; Morchellaceae
Exons: 4
Coding region: 1-1032 (343 amino acids)
Source: RefSeq, a predicted model, not a curated record